UGUUUUGUGUGCCUGUUAACCCCGCCCAGCCAUCCCUCCUAUAACAGCUGCCUUCAGACGGCUGCGGUGACACAGCGACAGACCUCCUCUUCCUCACAUGGACCUCAAACAAGUAGUGUUUCUCUGAAAAUGGAAGCCAACAUCGUCGUUAUUGGGACAGAAAGUGUCGGGAAAUCAGCAAUGACUGUGCGUCUCUUGACUCGGAAAUUCAUUGGUGAAUAUGGAGACAUCGAAUCCAUCUACAGUCAGAGUUUCAUAGUAGAUGGAAGGGAGGUCACUCUGAACAUCUGGGACUCUCCUUACUCUCAGUUGUCUGUGGAAGCCUCACCUUUCCAUAAGAAGGUCCAGUGGGCAGAUGGCUUCGUCCUGGUCUACAGCAUCUGUGACAGAGCUAGUUUCAACGCUGUCAGCAGGCUUGUUCAGAGGAUCAAGUCCACCAAAGACUGCCUCAACGGGGAUAAGGUCCCCAUAGCGAUAGUAGGCAACAAAAGGGACCUGCACCACAGACGAACAGUGCUAAGUGAGGAGGGCCGGAUGUUGGCCGUCAACACAGACUCCCUUUUCUUUGAGGCCUCGGCUGCAGAGAACUACCACAGCGUUCUUUCUGUGUUUAACGGCCUUGUGGACAGGAUGAAAGAUGGCAAGCUCACCACAAGGAGGCCUCUGAGGUUAAAGGGCAUAGUGAAAACCAUGUCGGCGGUGUUUGCCAGAAGAAGGACAGAUUCACUUUAAGAGCAUGACGGAGGUGGAAAGAGAGUCUGGACAUUGUGGGGAUUUAACCAGAUGGAAACAAUAAUUAUAUGAAAAGACUUUAAAUUAGAAAAAGCCAUUAAACUACAGAAAAUAUGAACUAAGAGACACAUGGAGAUGUUUCCUAGACCUCAACAUAAACAGGAAAAAUGGCUUUGAUCUUCUUGACCUGUAAAAACUGUUUUGUGAGAAAAUGGGAAAAGUGUAUUUAAUCUUUAUGUGUUUUAUAAAAAAAAGUGGACCCCUAAUUUAAAUGUCUUUAAACCUAAAAGUGGACUUAAAUUCUUCCUGUUUUAAACCAGUGAGAGAUGCUUAUACCAUAGGAGUCUUAAAACCACCUUUCAUAAACAUCUGUAAUUUAAAGCCAAAAACUGCAUGAGUUAGUGCACAAAAAGUGUACUAAUGAAUUGAUUAAAAAUCUAUAUGGCCCUGAAUACAAUCUAAGUUUUGAAACCCGUGAAGAUCCGUUGAAGUGUAAUACUUGGUGCACAGAGGAGUAAAUGCAGCUUGUAGGACAAUGUAUGUCCUGCUAGAAUAGAGAAAAUAAGCAUCUGUGUUUUUUUUUUUAUAUCGUUUUUCAAUUCCUGUGAAAUGUUGUUUACAACUGGAAAUAAAAAUAAACACACUGUAUAUUUUCUUGGUCUCCCA
This is a messenger RNA of Girardinichthys multiradiatus, 1398 nucleotides long. Its product is annotated as Ras-related and estrogen-regulated growth inhibitor-like protein. NCBI's taxonomy places the organism in Eukaryota, Metazoa, Chordata, Actinopteri, Cyprinodontiformes, Goodeidae. Gene Ontology annotation, molecular function: GTP binding; GTPase activity. The transcript has 4 exons. The record is from RefSeq and is a predicted model, not a curated record. The coding region runs from base 130 to 732 and encodes 200 amino acids.